Propithecus coquereli (Coquerel's sifaka) is the source of this 669-nucleotide messenger RNA. It is a transcript of the gene PSMA6, whose product is annotated as proteasome (prosome, macropain) subunit, alpha type, 6. Gene Ontology annotation, cellular component: proteasome core complex, alpha-subunit complex; nucleus; cytosol. The coding region runs from base 189 to 626 and encodes 145 amino acids. The transcript has 4 exons. Lineage: Eukaryota; Metazoa; Chordata; Mammalia; Primates; Indriidae. The record is from RefSeq and is a predicted model, not a curated record. Gene Ontology annotation, biological process: ubiquitin-dependent protein catabolic process.
CCAUCAGGGGCGGGGCCUCGACGCUUUCUCCGCGCUCAAAGGGGCUAGAGAGCCGUGAAUUUCGCGUGCGAGAGCGGAAGAAAGCCGGACAGUGCCCCGGAAGCAGUCGCUGCAACUUCCGGGAGGGGUUUGUACGCGUUGUGCGGGAGCUACGGGGCCCAGAUACUGUGUAGAAGUGGUGUACCAAUAUGUCCCGUGGUUCCAGCGCCGGUUUUGAUCGCCACAUUACCAUUUUUUCACCCGAGGGCCGGCUCUACCAAGUAGAAUAUGCUUUUAAAGCUAUUAACCAGGGUGGCCUUACAUCAGUAGCUGUCAGAGGGAAAGACUGUGCAGUAAUUGUUACACAGAAGAAAGUACCCGAUAAGUUAUUGGAUUCCAGCACAGUGACUCACUUAUUCAAGAUAACCGAAAACAUUGGCUGUGUGAUGACAGGAAUGACAGCUGACAGCAGAUCCCAGGUACAGAGGGCACGCUAUGAGGCAGCUAAUUGGAAAUACAAAUAUGGCUAUGAGAUUCCCGUGGACAUGCUGUGUAAAAGAAUUGCUGACAUUUCUCAGGUCUACACACAGAAUGCUGAAAUGAGGCCUCUUGGUUGUUGUAAGUAUGCUAAGAAGUCUCCCAAAUAAUUGAUGAAUUACAACUUUUUUAAAAAGAAAACACAGAUAAAAG